This is a messenger RNA of Hevea brasiliensis (rubber tree), 867 nucleotides long. RefSeq lists its product as uncharacterized. Bases 292 to 711 code for a protein of 139 amino acids. The record is from RefSeq and is a predicted model, not a curated record. The transcript has 2 exons. Lineage: Eukaryota; Viridiplantae; Streptophyta; Magnoliopsida; Malpighiales; Euphorbiaceae.
UUACUCGCGGUCUGUCUCUCAUGACACAAGAAAAAUGGAUUUCUAUUUUUUCCUCAACUAACGCCAAGAUUCUUUACUUACAACUUUUCCCUAUUCGUUUUCUUCUCUUCGAUCAUUGGUUGUUGGUGGGGUUUGGCUGUUGACUCGAAUUCCUUUCUUGUAAUACCAGCGCAGCUCAAGCAAUUUCGGGAGCAACAAAAGGCAAAAGAUUUCUCUUCCCCUACACCAACAAAUACUAAAGCCACACCAACACCAUUCUCAUCAGCCUUAGAUGCUGCAGCGUCUUACAGAAUGGCGUCUCAGUCUACGGCUCCUCAUCCUCCACCUCCUCAGCCUCCAAAGGAGUCCUUUUCUAGGCGUUAUAAGUUCUUGUGGCCCCUUCUCUUGACUGUCAAUCUCACUGUUGGAGCUUACUUAUUCAUGAGAACAAAGAAAAAAGAUACAGACCUAGAGGAAGAAGUAGCAACCAAUGUCUCCACCCCUCCCACAGCCUCUCCACUUCCUGAGAAGCCCAUUUCAUUGCCUACAAUUGCAGAACCUGUGAAGCUGCAUGAACCAAUCCCUGAGAAUCAACAACGUGAACUGUACAAGUGGAUUUUAGAAGAGAAGAGGAAGGUCAAACCCAAAGAUCCACAAGAGAAGAGGCGCGUAGAUGAAGAUAAAGCUAUUCUUAAGCAGUUCAUUCAGGCAAAAUCCAUUCCAAGUAUUUAGGUGAAAUUUUUAGAACCAUCUCAUCUUUUGUAAUUACUGUUGCUUUGUUUUUGAUACAAGGGUGAUGUUUUUGUCAUCUUUAGCUUCAUAUUGACAAUUUACAGAUUGUACUUGGCUUUGUACAUAUAAUCAAUUUAAUGUCUUCGUGUGGUCAGA